This is a messenger RNA of Dipodomys ordii (Ord's kangaroo rat), 1041 nucleotides long. RefSeq lists its product as uncharacterized. Bases 1 to 1041 code for a protein of 346 amino acids. The record is from RefSeq and is a predicted model, not a curated record. NCBI's taxonomy places the organism in Eukaryota, Metazoa, Chordata, Mammalia, Rodentia, Heteromyidae. The transcript is spliced from 4 exons.
AUGCCUUCACCUUUACUUACAACAAGAAAUCAAGAUUCACAGAUUGCAAAGGCUCUGAAAAUGAGCUGCUCCCCAGGACCAGUGAUGGUACUGCUCCUAUUGUUUGGAGGAAGCAAUGGAGAAUCAGUGACCCAGACACAAGGCCAAGUGGCCCUGUUAGAAGGGGCUUCCCUGACUGUGAACUGUUCCUAUGAAACCAAAGGGUAUCCCACCCUGUUCUGGUAUGUCCAAUACCCUGGAGAAGGUCUGCAGCUCCUUAUUAAAGUCGCCAAGGCCAAUGAGAUGGGAGGCCAUAAAGGAUUUGAAGCCAUGUCUGAUGAAGAAAACACCUCCUUCCACUUGAAGAAAGCCACAGUCCUAGUGUCAGACUCAGCUGUGUACUACUGUGCUCUGAGAGACACAGUGGCAGAAACCACAGGAGGAGCUGAGCACAAACUGAGCUGCAGCAGGAGCCUGGCUUCUAAGUUUUUGUUCUGCAAUAGUACUCGUUGUUAUACAGUCCCUAAUUGGAUCUAUAGUUCACCUCCAAAAUUCUGCUUCACCAUUCUACAAAGGACCCCACACCCUCACCUCCAUUGCCAGCACAGUCCAGAUCUGCUGCAGAAGGCUUCAUCUCCCAAACUAGGUGGUCUAGCCCCACAGUCUAACAGCCGGAAGCCAUCGGUGGCCACCCCCAAGGCUGCCUACCGCCACCCAUUGCGCCACUGUUGCCUACUUCAGCCUGCCGUUCCAAGCUCCACCGGUCCUCCCAGAACUGGGACUCCCUAUGAUAUAGAAUGCGAUUCUUCAAAUGCUGAAGAUGCCAUCCAUCACCAAACUGGUCCUGCCAACACCCAGAUCCUCACACUGAAACCAGCCAACACCAUCCUGUAUGCCACAACACAGGCCCUGUGGUUCAGCACACUACCAGCUACUGAUCUUUUGAGUAACCUAACUGGGUCCACUCUCUGGGGGUGGCAAUUCUCUGUGGGAUCUCAAAACCCUCAAACUCAAGCCCCAACCCAAAAGGGAGGGAUCACAUCAAAGGCCACACAGAACUAA